Messenger RNA from Spea bombifrons (plains spadefoot toad), 4666 nucleotides. RefSeq names its product estrogen related receptor gamma (gene ESRRG). The coding region runs from base 158 to 1630 and encodes 490 amino acids. Gene Ontology annotation, cellular component: nucleus. The transcript has 8 exons. The record is from RefSeq and is a predicted model, not a curated record. Gene Ontology annotation, molecular function: DNA-binding transcription factor activity; nuclear steroid receptor activity; zinc ion binding. Gene Ontology annotation, biological process: regulation of DNA-templated transcription. Lineage: Eukaryota; Metazoa; Chordata; Amphibia; Anura; Pelobatidae.
UAAGUCCUUGAUUAGGAGCGUGUGAGAGCUUUUGGUCCCAACUGGCUGUUCCUAUAGGGUUGUCACCGGGAGAACAUUUCUGUUAAUUGCACGGCUCUCUGACAAGGGAAACUUUGAUUUAUAGCUGCGUUGCACAAAUUAUGGUUUCCGGGCGCACAUGGAUUCGGUAGAACUUUGCCUCCCUGAAUCUUUUUCCCUGCACUACGAAGAAGAGGAAAUGGUUUAUACACACAGACAUGGUGUAAAUGUGAGGACGAACUCUUUUUAUGAAAAUAAAAACUUACCUUCAUGGCUUCUCUGCAGAAUGUCAAGCAAAGAUCGCCACAUUGAUUCCAGCUGUUCGUCAUACAUCAAGACGGAACCUUCCAGCCCAGCAUCCUUGACGGACAGCAUCAACCACCACAGCCCAGGUGGAUCGUCGGACGCCAGCGGGAGCUACAGUUCCACAAUGAAUGGCCACCAGAAUGGGCUAGACUCUCCACCCCUGUACCCGGCCGCCGGUCUCGGUGGCAAUGGCCCUGUUAGAAAAAGAUACGACGAUUGCUCCAGUACCAUCGCCGAAGAUUCUCAAACCAAGUGUGAAUACAUGCUAAACGCAAUGCCCAAAAGACUGUGUCUGGUGUGCGGAGACAUAGCGUCAGGUUACCACUAUGGGGUGGCAUCAUGCGAGGCCUGUAAGGCUUUUUUCAAACGGACAAUUCAAGGCAACAUAGAAUACAGCUGCCCUGCAACAAAUGAAUGUGAAAUCACAAAGCGCAGACGCAAAUCCUGCCAAGCCUGUCGCUUCAUGAAGUGUUUAAAAGUUGGCAUGCUGAAAGAAGGGGUGCGUCUGGACCGGGUGCGCGGUGGCCGACAGAAGUACAAGCGCAGGAUAGAUGCAGAGAACAGCCCGUAUCUGAAUCCCCAGCUCGUGCAGCCCGCUAAAAAGCCAUCUCUGUGGUCUAUUCUUUCAGAUAACAAGAUUGUCUCACAUUUGCUGGUGGCUGAACCGGAGAAGAUCUAUGCUAUGCCAGACCCCACAAUUCCCGACAGCGACAUCAAAGCCCUCACAACCCUUUGUGAUCUGGCUGACAGAGAACUAGUCGUGAUCAUUGGAUGGGCCAAACAUAUUCCAGGAUUCUCCACUUUGUCGCUCGCAGAUCAGAUGAGUCUCCUGCAGAGUGCAUGGAUGGAGAUUCUCAUCCUGGGGAUUGUCUACCGGUCCUUGACCUUCGAGGAUGAGCUAGUCUACGCUGAAGACUACAUCAUGGAUGAAGAUCAAUCAAAGUUGGCCGGCCUGCUCGAACUGAACAACGCCAUCUUGCAACUUGUGAAAAAGUAUAAAAGCAUGAAACUUGAAAAGGAAGAAUUUGUAACCCUGAAAGCUAUAGCACUUGCUAAUUCGGACUCCAUGCAUAUAGAAGAUGUAGAAGCUGUCCAGAAGCUUCAAGAUGUCUUACAUGAGGCUCUGCAGGAUUACGAAGCCGGGCAGCACAUCGAAGAUCCGCGCAGAGCCGGCAAGCUGCUGAUGACGUUGCCUCUUUUACGGCAAACGUCCACCAAGGCCGUGCAACACUUCUAUAACAUCAAACUGGAAGGAAAAGUCCCUAUGCACAAACUGUUUCUGGAAAUGCUCGAGGCCAAGGUGUGACUAAAAGCACCUUAGGCGUCCCCUCGAGUGCAAAUAUUCGUAGAAUAAGGGAAAAAAAAAAAUAUACGCAGUAUAAUUACCACGAGAAAUCACCUUAGUACUGAAUUAAAAGCAAGUGACUGCACUGAUAUUUAGCAGCAAGAAUGAAGCAGCUUCUGACCUUUUAUUCUGCUCCCUGUAAUGGCGCAGAUCUCUUCCCAUUUUUGUUGUUCUUUUUUUUUGUUGUUGCAGAACUUAAAAAAAAAAUCAUUCAUUUAGAGAGAUGGAAGCCAGGCCUGCCAAAGGACAAAAAAAUCCUUAGUAAGGAUGCCAUUGAAUUUAAAAUAAACUAUAAUGUCCCCAAAUGACAGAAGAAGUCAACGUGCGAAAGAAAAAAAAAACACACACACAAAAAAAACUAAAAACCACCAUAUCUUGCAUACAGGAAAGUACAAAGACUGAAUGCAGUAUUCCACGGAAUUUCGCAGAGCAGACUUAAGAAACCGUAAAAGACUUAGCGUUCGCCGCUUUAAUCCAUUCGACUUCCAUUUUUCCUUUAGAUCACUGGCGACAUUUGAUUCCGUCAUUGUUUUUUCGAGUCUUCCAGAUUUUUCUUGGUUAAGUAACAAUGUAACUUUUUUCAGGGAUAAUUUCUAAGCUUUAUCCAUCCAUGCAAUACUAAUAAAUAAUAAUAAUAAAAAAAAAUGUAAUAAAAUAAAUAAAAAACCCUGCAUAGCAAUGUUGGCUCGAGCAACAAUGAACAAUAAUGAAGGAUAUAUAUCUAUAGAAAAAUCCUUAGUGUUUUUUUUUUGUUUUUAAAUGUUUUCUUGUUAUAAACGGAGAUUAUUUUAUACCACUUUUCUUCCAUUUAUUAAUGUGGGUAUUUAUUCAAGCAAUAGUUGAAAGAAUGGUGCGUAUUAACACGGAUGCAAUUUAUGUUAUGUGCCAGUAAGAUCUGGAAUUCAAUUUAUUAAGACAUGGUAUACCUGUUAUAUUUGGAAAUGUUAAAUUGUACCUGCAAUGUAUAUAUAUACUGUAUAUAUAUAUAUAUAAAUAUAUAAAUGUAGUCUGACGUGCUUAGCACUCCCACCCGAGAAGAAGCUUGCAAAUUUCUUCGUUUCAUUUUUUUUUUUUUUCUUGGAAGGAAAAAAAAAAAAUCUUUCAACUUUCAACUAUUUAAAAAAUAAACAAAAGAAACGGUUGAAAAAUUACGCUACAGGCAAUAAGGCAAAAGGCCAACAAAAAAAUAAAAAAAUGUCUCUUAUGUAUAUCUCUGUUUAGACCACGUAAAAAAAAAAAAUAUAUAAUUGUAAAAAUGAUUUAAUUUAAAUUUUUUUAUGGCAAAUUUUAUACAAACGGCUACGGCAGUCUGUGUGAUUUUUUUCAACCCAUAUCGUUGCAGCAUGAAAACUGUUUGGGUUCUAGACUGUUAAAGUGGUGUACAAAGCCAACCCUCCCUUCAUUCCCUUACAGGCGGUAAUUAACCCAUUUACAAUGAUCUACAUUGAUGCUAUGCCAACAUACGAGUGUUAAUAGUUGCUCCCUGUAUCAUAUGAACACCCUUAUAAUAUGUACACAAACGUAAUUAAAAUUGUAAUCCUAACAGACAAAGAGAACUGUAGUUCGGCCUUUUUCCUGCUUGCUUACUCCAGAACUUUUGGUUGCGUUCAGUGUCGUCUUGUUCAUCUUGUGGUGUCCAUAUCCCGUGGUGCAAGCUUUUUUUUUUUUUUUGAUACAGGGUAGAACCAGAAAUCCCACUGGUUGUAUAAAUCUUCAGGAGCCUGACGGCACUGUCGAUAUGGUCCUUCCUGGUUAACGACGGUUCUUCCUAAUAUUCACCAUCAGACUGAAAAUUCGAUUGAAAGUACACAUUGGAGAAAAAAAAAUGUAUGUUUUUGUUUUUUUUCCGAAAUAGUUCAAAAAGAGUUCUUUAAGAGAACACGAUGUAUCUCAUUAAGAAAUCUUCCUACUUUGACCUGCUAAAUAAGACUAAUUUUGAACUGCUGUAAAUAGAGCUUCUACAGAACCAUGGCAAACCUUGACCUCGCUCUACGUUGGUUUUCUUUUCCCACGUUCUUUAUUUCCGUUGGCGCGUCCCAAGACUAUAACUUCUCUUUGUGCUUUAAACAGAAUCCGGCGGACUGGUGACACAUCAGCCGGGUUCUAUAAAUACUGUGUAUCUCUCAUUAGUAUAUAAGGAGUACUGUACAUUGUAGAGUGUGGUUUCUCAGUAGAGAAGUGACUAUAGUGUUUCUAGACAAAUCAUCAUUAGCAAUUCAUUCAUUCGCUGAAUACCUUGAUAUAUUAGAAUGGACAGGUAUUCAUAGAUCGGAACACCCAUUAAUUUCAGACAAAAUCAGACGAGAUCAAAAAGCUCACAACUCCUAGGAUUUUUUUUUUUUAAAAAGGUGCUGAUAUUAAAUAUCCUUUUAUAUAUUAUUUCUAGAAGGUGUUGCAAGGUUUAUGUUACAUCCGAGUCAUCAGUACGCAUACAUUACAUUCUAUACCGCGAGAGCUACUGAAUAUCGGUUCCAAUGCAUUUAGCAUAUAGACCUGUUUAAUCCAACAAUGUCACCAUUGUGAUAAUAUUUCAGAGUUUAUUAUACAAAAAUGAAAUGGAAUAGGAAAUAAACAAGCAUUAUACUUAUUAAACCUUGCAUGAUGGGAGUUAAUUUUAGUUUCUGUGGAAUAGCAUGGGGUUUAAAAAAAUCUUAAAUGGUAUAUAAUUUAAAAAUAUUAUUUAUAAUUUUGAUUUGUUUUAAAUUAUUAUUAUUAUUAUUAUUAUUUUCUUAUUUAAGGUUACGUGAUUGUGUGUCUCAAUCAGAUUGGAAAAUUGUAUUUAUUCCACUAUUUUGCAUUUAAAUGAUAUCAAAAAAAAGAUAUAAAAAAUUUAAAACUGCUAUUUUUCUUAUAGAAGAGAAAAUGGGUGUCGGUGAUUGUAUUUUAAUUAUUGAAGGGUCUUUGUUUACCUGCCUGCGGAAACAGCUCGCGGCAGACUUAUGAUGCAAAAGAUCAAGUAUAGGACAAAAUAAAUACAUAAAUAUGAUGUGAUCAAAA